CGCAAGUCAAAUGCAGAGGAACCAGUGAAAGACCAACUAAACGCUGUGGCGGUUCGCGGUGUAUUGUCUCGUAUUUAUGUACAUUCAGCGGGAUCCUAUCCUGUCAGUUUUGAUAUUUAAAGCCCUCUGUCAUAGUAGUGUUUAAUAAGCGGUCGUGAACGGACAGUAACUGUUAGAUGUUGACAGCUGCGGCUUCACAUCCAGACAUGGUGCUUUGACAGAAGUGAUGCUUCAUCGCCAGUAUGGAGUCUUUGAUAUGUUAUUUAGUGCUAUUAGCUCCACUUUCUAUCCAUUCUGCGGUGAAGCCAGCAUCUGUUGAAGAGGACCUGAGAAAUCAGGAAGACGUACAAGAGUUUGAUGAGCUCAGCUCCAUACUGUCAGACUUUGAUGUGGUGCCUGCAUCAGAUCUCCAGCUUCACUCGGUCGGGAAGAGGGACGUUGAUGCCCGAUCACAUGUGGAGCGGCUGGUCAGCUUCACAGCACUCCAGAGGUAAAGCUGACAGAUC
Messenger RNA from Sinocyclocheilus grahami, 506 nucleotides. RefSeq names its product disintegrin and metalloproteinase domain-containing protein 17-like. The transcript has 2 exons. The record is from RefSeq and is a predicted model, not a curated record. Lineage: Eukaryota; Metazoa; Chordata; Actinopteri; Cypriniformes; Cyprinidae. Bases 243 to 494 code for a protein of 83 amino acids.